Lonchura striata (white-rumped munia) is the source of this 1050-nucleotide messenger RNA. RefSeq names its product tachykinin precursor 1 (gene TAC1). NCBI's taxonomy places the organism in Eukaryota, Metazoa, Chordata, Aves, Passeriformes, Estrildidae. Gene Ontology annotation, biological process: tachykinin receptor signaling pathway. The record is from RefSeq and is a predicted model, not a curated record.
AUGAGGCUGUCUCGGCCCUCCCCGUCUCCAGGCAUAUAAAGUGGGGAGCGCUCCCGCGGCCGGCCAAUGCGCCCGGAGAGCAGCGCUCGCCUUCCCCGCUGCAGACGGACGUCGAGGCGGCGAUGAGGCUCCCGCUGGCUUUCGCCGUGCUCCUCCUGGCCUCGUCACAGGCGUUGGGCGAGGAGAUGGGAGCCACCGACGACCUCAGCUACUGGUCCGACUGGUCCGACAGCGACCAGGCGAAGGAGGAGCUGCCGCUGCCCCUGGAACACUUCCUGCAGAGGAUGGCCCGGAGACCCCGGCCCCAGCAGUUCUUCGGCCUCAUGGGCAAGCGGGAUGCCGGAUAUGGCCAGAUCUCUCACAAAAGGCAUAAAACAGACUCCUUUGUUGGACUUAUGGGCAAAAGAUCUUUGAAUUCUGGGUCCUCUGAAGGGAGCACAGCACAGAAUUAUGAACGGAGGCGUAAAUGAGGCAUUCCCGUGCGUUAUUUAUUGAACUUCAUUUGUUCUAAUGGCCAAUGCAGUGUAAUAUAAACUAUCCACUGUAUGAAAUAAUUAUUUAUUUAAUAACUGAAGGGGUUUGGUUUUUUUUGAGUUGUACAUUCAAUAAAAGUAUUAUUUUUCAUAUUGUGGCAGUGACAUGUGUUGUGUAGGUGUGUUGUGGUUCUGAAAGGACCAGCAACUCUGGUGAUGUCUCACAACAAAGCACAUGUUUGGUAUGACCUGUAGAGUUAUGUUUACUAAACAAGCAAGUAUUCUUUUGUUCAUUGAAAGUGAGUCUAUCAGCUUCACAGCUAGUGCAGAACAGAACUGAUGUUCAGUCUAGUGCCUCAAUUCGUUUUCAUGAUUUAUUAUGUGCUGUAAUUUCUGUAUCAAAAAUAUAUAUUUGUAUCAUUGCAGCAUGUUUUAUGUUCUGUGGUUAUGUAUCAAUAUAUUUUAAAAAGGGGGAUUGGUAAUGUUUGAAUGGGAACCCAAGGUCUUAAUUUCAUAGUUUGGAAUUUUAUGAUAGCAACAUUUUAAAUAAAAACUACUCUGGGGCUUUUGCAACAUA